CGCCAUACCUCUCUCUCUACCUAUCAUCUUUCUUCGCCGAAUCUGCAAAACCAGUGCAAACCUCCGGUCCUGAUUCUCUCCCAAACCACAAAUCCAUCUCGGAUCAUUUAUCGACGACGACGACGCCGACCACACGAGGCAAUCACCAAACUGGGGAUCGCCAUCGAGCACCACCUACAUCACAUUGACAUCAACAUCCGUACUACUCCUCCUCCUCCUCCUCCUACUACUACUACUACCGUUACUCCUUAAUCAGAGGUGAUUUAGUCCACCCGUUGCCCGUUGCCGUUGCCGUUGCCCGUUGCCCGUGACGCCCUCUGUCCGGUUGGCCUCGCGACAGCUGGUAGCCUCGGCGCAUUGCCCAAACAACAUACCUCUACAUAAUAUUCCUUGAUUCACCAUCCAGUGGCACACAAGUCCAAGUCCCAUUCAAGUCUAUGUCGCUUGGUCCCGCCAGCUAACCGAGGAAGCUUCCGAAAAUCAGCUCGCCUCACGUCGUCUCCCCUUCCGGCGACGGCUCAACGCCCUGGGAACGUCACCUAGCGCUACUGUCACAGUAGCCCCGUAGCUUCUGGUCGCGUGGGGCCUAAACAUCCCGAAAUCAUCACACCAACACAUUGCACCACCGGCGCCCACCCCGCACCCACCGCUCACUCCGACAUCUUAUCCUGUAUUUGAGUCUGCGAGAAACAGUCUGACACGAUGGCGGCCCGAAAGCUCGCGCAAGAAGUUGACAAGUGUUUUAAGAAGGUGGCAGAAGGCGUGCAGGAGUUCGAGGCCAUCUACGAAAAGAUUGAGCAGUCCAACAACCCCGCGCAAAAGGACAAGCUGGAGGACAACCUGAAACGAGAAAUCAAGAAGCUGCAAAGGCUUCGAGACCAGAUCAAGACAUGGGCCGCAAGCAACGACAUCAAGGACAAGGCUCCUUUACUUGAGCAUAGGCGCCUGAUAGAGACGCAAAUGGAAAAGUUUAAGGCUGUAGAAAAGGCCAUGAAGACCAAAGCGUAUUCCAAGGAAGGUCUGUCGGCUGCGGCGAAGCUAGACCCCAAAGAGCAAGCCAAGUUGGAAGCAGGCGAAUUCCUCAGCCAGAUGGUCGACGAGCUCGAACAGCAGAUUGAAACUCUCGAGGCCGAGAGUGAGUCAAUACAAGCCACCAUGAAGAGGGGCAAGGGACAUGGCGCCAAGGCCGACCGGAUAAGCGAAAUCGAGCGCAUCAUUGAACGACACAAAUGGCAUCAGGGGAAGCUGGAGCUGAUUCGGCGAUCUUUGGAGAACGGCGGCGUCGAGACCGAGCAAGUGAAUGAGCUGGAAGAAAGCAUCAGAUACUACGUUACCGAUGGCAUGAAUGAGGAUUUCAUGGACGACGAGGGUAUUUACGAUGACCUGAACCUGGAAGAAGAAGAGGAUGCCUACGGAAUGAAUGUCGACAACGACAAGGGAUCCUCACAGGAUGCCCAGUCGAUCCAGGACGAGCCCGAGCCCGAGCCCAAGCCGGCGAGCGUACCGGCGACGAAACAACGUACCCCGGCCGAUACAGUUGCAGCAUCAUCGAUACGACGCUCUUCUGCGCAGUUGAAGUCGCCACUACCGACGUUGGCGACGGUCCACAACAAUACAAUGCCAAGCAUUAGCAAUACACCGGCGAGCAAUGUGUCCAUGAAACCGGCAUCACUGCCCACGAGGCCGGCCGAGGGCCUAAAAUAUGCCAGUGCAGCAGCCGCGGCAGCCGCCAGCGAUAAGAGUGGUGUAGGAAUCGCGCCCCUGCCCCCGCCGCCAACAACCAACUCAUCGCUACCGGCAUCACAACACGUCAAGACCAGCGCAGCAAACUCCCCUAGCGUUGCAACAGUGCAGCCUGUUGCCCAGGAGAGGAUAGUAAAUGCGGUACUCCCGGCUGUUGGCGGGUCGGUAACAAAUACUCCGGUACCGAGCAAGACUGAACCGGCCAAGAACGUGUCUUCUCGUGACAAGGCAUCGGCACCAGUCCCAGCUGCCACAGCAACGACUUCCAAAGCAACACCGGAACCAGAAGCCGUGAAGACCCAGCCCCAAGUGCCCCAAACCAACGGUGCAACCAAUGGUAUUAAGCCCAUCGAGGAAGUGGAAGAAGAGGAGUCGAUUUACCAUCUACCAGCGUCCUUGCAGGACCUGGUCGAGUCAUAUGAGGUUACCAAGAAGUGCCCAGCAUCUGUGGAUGCGCUUGCCACGCAGAGGAUGCAUGCGGUGGCGGUAGCGAACAAGCCGAGUGCUCUUGACACUGAGCUACCACGACCCUACUAUCCCGAUGUUAGGUACCACACGCACAACCAGUUCCCGCAGGAGCCCCUGGCCAUAUUUGAAGACCCCCGUCUCUACCAGCGGAUUGAUCCGGACACCCUCUUUUACGUCUUUUACUACAAACAGGGAACUUACCAGCAGUACCUCGCCGCCAAGGCACUGAAAGACCAAAGUUGGAGGUUUCACAAACAGUACCAGACGUGGUUCCAGCGACACGAAGAACCAAAAUCGAUCACGGAGGAAUUCGAACAAGGAACCUAUCGUUUCUUUGACUACGAGAGCACAUGGAUGAAUCGCAGGAAGGCCGACUUCAAAUUUACCUACAAGUUCCUUGAGGACGAAGUAUAAGGAGAUCUUGCUACGCGUGGCCCGGGAUAAAGCUGGCGUGCUCAUCGCUUAGGUUUGCCAUCGUCGGUGCUAUGAUCGUGGUAAGAGCAUUUGCGCACAACCGGGGUGCUCGCUUUUCCUUGAGCAUGGGAAUAGGGAUAUGAUAGGUUAUGGCAGGCUUUGGCGCGAGUUGUAAGCUUGUAACCCAUCUACGGUGAAGCCUACCGACUUCUUGGUAUUCCGAGGUGGAGCGUCAUUAGCUUUUGGUGAUCACAGUACAGCGGUACAAGCUUUCAUCUACCACGUCAGCGUCACCUUACCUUCCUUGAUAGAUUCAGACUUGUAAUUCUUUCUUGUGUGAAUCAAGGCUCGUCGGUUCGCUGUCUGCCUGUCGUUUGGGAGACUUUGAGCUCGGGAUUUGCUGAGAACUAGAUCUUUCCAAGCACUUCUGUCUGCAAAGAGAUAAGAGGUAGCACAUUGCCUCAACUGCCGAGCUACAAAGGUGUAGAAGCUUUGAAAUGGCGGAUACAGCCCUGGAGCGUAAGAGUGUACCUGGUUUAGGGUAAAAGUUGGUUUUUUGGCCAUCAAAACCUCCAAAGAUGAUCAUGCACCCGCCCCGUGGAUGAUAAUGGGGCAGAGACUCGAGUUACUCUACGACGGACUAGCCAGUUAUCAGUCUAGACAAAUCUCAAUAAGACAAGAGGCAACCGUUCCAUAUGGGGAGAACAAGGCCAACCUAGUCAUUUG
Messenger RNA from Neurospora crassa OR74A, 3351 nucleotides. RefSeq names its product CCR4-NOT transcription complex. The record is from RefSeq and is a predicted model, not a curated record. The coding region runs from base 703 to 2625 and encodes 640 amino acids. Gene Ontology annotation, biological process: regulation of DNA-templated transcription; nuclear-transcribed mRNA poly(A) tail shortening. Gene Ontology annotation, cellular component: P-body; nucleus; CCR4-NOT core complex. NCBI's taxonomy places the organism in Eukaryota, Fungi, Ascomycota, Sordariomycetes, Sordariales, Sordariaceae. The transcript is spliced from 4 exons.